Quercus robur (English oak) is the source of this 1246-nucleotide messenger RNA. Its product is annotated as acyl-CoA hydrolase 2-like. The record is from RefSeq and is a predicted model, not a curated record. The transcript is spliced from 6 exons. The coding region runs from base 15 to 692 and encodes 225 amino acids. NCBI's taxonomy places the organism in Eukaryota, Viridiplantae, Streptophyta, Magnoliopsida, Fagales, Fagaceae.
GUAGUUGAAAUGAAAUGGUUUGUUGUUUGAAUUGGUUGACACUGAUAGAGUUCUUGAGCUGUAUCCUGUUGCUGCAGAGGCUACCAGCCUCAUCUCUCAAGAAAAUUGCUGAAGUUGUCUUUGUCAAACGCUAUGAUCCUGGAGAGUAUGUUGUUCAUGAGGGUGAAAGUGCUGAUGAAGUUUACUUUGUAUGGGAUGGAGAGACUGAGGCUGUUGGAUCUGUUGCUGCUGAUGAAGAAAGUUGUCCAGAUUUCCAAUUGAAGCGAUAUGAUUAUUUUGGUUAUGGCAUGUCUACACUUGUUAAUGAGGCAAAAGUAAUUGCUUUGACUAAGCUGACACGCUUGGUGCUACCUGGUGAACAUUGUAGUUUGCUGCAGAAAAAAUCAAUCGGGAAUGCAGAAAAAACCCUCGAGACAUGCUCACUUGUGGAGAGUAUAUUACACUUGGAGCCAAAAGAAGUAAAUGUAUUCCGGAUCACGUUACCAGAUGCACCAAAGUUUGGAAAGGUUUUUGGAGGACAAUUUAUGGGACAGGCAAGAUUAAGCUGUUCUCUCUCUCUCUCUCUCUCUCUCUCUCUCUCUCUCUCUCUCUCUCUCUCUCUCUCUCUCUCUCUCUCUCUCCUACUGGCAUGUUUUGUAAAACAAGUUUCCAGUAAACACAAGUGGCAGAAUCUUUGCACUAGGACAUAUUAGAGAACUUGUAUACUUGUGCUUGUGGUAGGUCAACGUUUGGGAAGAUUUGUCAAUGAUAUUUAUGAACCUUUUAGAAGAAGGUUUUUAGGGUUCAAAAUAGAAAAUAUUUGAUUUAUGGUUGAAAAGAGAAGAAGAAGAAAAGGAAAAAGGAAAUUUUCAAAUCUGCAACAGUGGCCAUGAAGAUUACCUGUGAAUAAUACUAUGAACAGUACUGCAAGUAAGAAACGAAGAAAAGAAAGAAGAGAAAGGGAGGAAAAAGAAUACUAAGGCCAACAUGCUUCAAUACUCAAAACACCCAAUAUUUUAUUGGUCAACUCUAACUUCUUUGAGUACACUUAUAGAUCCUAACCUUAACUUCUCUUAGUGGAACUAGGACUCUUACUUUGACUACUAAACUUAACCCUAAUUGAGUUGAACCAAAACCAGCACAUAAAGUUCCAUAAACUAAAUAAGACUUACCUAAUUAAUAAAAGAAAUCCCAAGGCCCAUAAUAAUGGCCAUACCCAACAAUUGUAAAAUUACUAAAAUACGCUUGGCUCUACAAUGGCUAAAUU